UGUCUGCCUAAGACCAAAUUCAAAAAUCAUCUCUUGUCUGUCUCUUAUUCAUUCUGGAGCUAUUUUUACUCUGCUAAGAUUCCGUAACAGCAAAAAUGGUGUAGAUAAAUCCACAAGAAGCCGCAAAAACCCUACUUUUCUUCUUCAUUAAGGAAAAUGGAUGGAACUGGAACCCCACCAAAAGCCCUACCUGAAAGUCCCUCUCUUUCACAAGAACCAUCCAAGAAAUCAGACUCAGGUACUAAAGUCUCUAAAUCUUCUCCUGUUAAAAAUUCUAGAGAAAAUGGAAUUGGGGUUUCUAUAAAUGGAAAGGAAGGUUUUGAUAGUAGUGAUUUGGAUGAUGGGCCUGUUGGGGGUCAAGCUUUAGUUGAUAGAUAUGCUGUCGAUUUGGGUGAUAAAGAAGUAGGAGGUGGUCUUGAGGAUUCGGAAAUGAAUGGUGUUUCUUCAUUGUUAAAGAUGCAAGAAAGUAAGAAUUUAAUAGGGUUAGGCUCUGUUUUGGAUGUUAUUGAUAAGAGUGAGAAAAGGGAUUUUCAAAGUGGUCAUGGCGUUUCUCUUGUUGCUGAUAUCUGUGGGGAUUUUCAUUCGAGUGAUGUGAAAGAAAAGAGCCAAUUUGUCCAUAGGAGUCCGCAACGCAAAUCAUUGGAUGCAAAUGAAGGGUGCAUAGAUGGGAAUAUCGGUGACUUGAUUGAGAAUAGGAAAGAGGAGGAGAAGAUGGAAAAUGAAGGGCAUAAGUUUGGUGUUGGUGAUUUUGUAUGGGGAAAGGUUAAGAGUCAUCCUUGGUGGCCAGGGCGGGUUUAUGAUCCUUCAGAUGCAUCUGAUCAGGCAAAAAAAGUUAAACAAAGGGAUAAGAUUCUUGUGGCUUACUUUGGAGAUGGAACUUUUGCAUGGUGCAGCCCAUCGCAGUUGAAGCCUUUGGAUGAGAAUUUUGUAGAGAUGUCAAAGCAAAGUAGCUCCAAGAACUUUUUAAAUGCAGUAGAGAAAGCAGUGGAUGAGGUUGGUAGACUUGUGGACUUGAAGAUGACUUGUUAUUGUGUGCCAAAAGAGAAUUUGAUUGGAUUUGGUAGAACAUUGGCUGUAAAUGCAGGAAUUAAGGAAGGACUUCUUGUGCCUGAAGGUGGAAUUGAUAAGUUUUUAACUGAUUUGUUUAAACCAGCAGAUUUUCUUGCCGCAUUAAAAUGUAGUGCACAGGUUGCUACUGUUAAUAACAUGCUAGAGUUCAGUUUAUUAAAGAGCUGUUUAUCGGCUUUUUAUCGUUCAAAAGGAUACCAUCUGCCUUCUUAUUAUGAACCAAAGCCAAUUCUAGGUCUUGAAGAUGACACCAGAAAUUGGAUGGACUCAGGUGAUUAUAAUAGUGGAUUGGAAGUAAGAAUUCAUGGUCCAGUUGAAGAAGAUUGGCUUUCUUCACCAACAAGCUUUAAAAAUGACCAAACCUCUCAAAGUAUGUUUCGUAAGUGCCAAGGGGUUUCUGAGGAUGGACAAUAUCAGAGAAGGAAGCAGAAAAGUCUUGCUGAAAUUUUGGAUGGUGAGGCUGAGAAUAAAGAUGAUGUUUUGGCUGAAGAAGGAACAAAGUCGAGCAAAGAAGCAUCUUUAGCUAAGAGAAAGAAGAGGAAAUUCAUGGGAGAAGACAUGAAUGCUGAAGGUAAAAUUGGGGCGAUGAAUGUGACUAAAGAAGAAUCAAGCUUUGGCGAACCUGCAUCUUUGUCUAGAAGGAAAAAGAGGAAAGUAAGUGAUGAAACUGAUAGUGAAGGCAAAAAUAAGAUGGAGGAUGUGGCUAAUGCAGGUGCAGACUUGGCCAAACCUCUGUCUUCGUCUGGACGAGAAAAGGGAAAAGACUGUGAUGAUGCUGAUGUUAAUAGUAUUGGCAGCAGUGAUUUGUUUUCAAAACAAAGGGCGAUGAAAGAUGCAAAGGUUUCUGAAUCUCUUGUUUUAGCAGACAACAAAAUCACUAGCCUUGAGGCGAUUGAUAGUGGCAUGGUGAAGACUGAAGGCAUGAAGCGUCGAGGAAGGAAGAAGAAGUCAAGUUCUGUUGCUGAAGGUGAUAGUGAUGGACACAAAAAUGAAGAAAUGGAGGAGAACAUUGUGUCGGCAGAAAAGAAGGGUUCUUUACUGAGGGAAAGGAAAAGGAGCAAGUACCUAUGCCCUCCUUACACAAAUAUUAGUAAAGGACUGAGAAAGCAAGAAAUAGAAGCAGAAUCCAUGAAAGUUUCAAGUGAGGCUCGGUUAGGAGAACGACUGACCAAGGCUGCUCGCCACCUUACUCUGCCUUCUCCAACUUUGAAGUUCAGUGGUGAGAGAUUUGUGAAGAAACCUUCUAGAGAAUCUGGACAAGAACACGAGACACCUGAUAACUCAAUUCCCCAAACACCUAAACAAGAUGGGAUCAACUUUGAUCCCAUGCUAGUUAAGGCACCUGCUAAUGAAGUUCUAUCUAAAAUAAGGUCUGCAGCUCUUAAUCCACAGAAUCUGAAUGAAAGAAAUUCUCUUGAAUUCGCUGAGGAAUUUUUUUCUGCAUUCAGAAGUUCAAUCUAUUGCAAUGGGUCUGAUCAUGAAAUAUAUAGUGAACGUCAGCCAGGACGAAAGAGGAAGCCCCAAAAAUCUGAACCUGCUCCAUUGGUAGAGGAGCAAAAUCAGAGUGAUCACAGUUCCUCUGAUCAUAAAUCCAAGAAAACGAAAAAGAAUGAAGAAGCAAAAUCGGUUAAGCCUAAAGUAAAAAAAGCUGCAAAUGCGCCAGACAUGAAGUCAAAGGACAAGGAUUCUACUGUGGAAGCUCCAGAUGCUGCCCUUUAUGUGACAUUUGGUCCAGGAUCUACUUUGCCAUCAAAGAAUGAUCUCAUUAAAUUAUACAGUAAAUUCGGGGCAUUAAAUGAAGAACAAACUGAGAUGUAUUAUACUAAUUACUGUGCCAGGGUUGUCUUCUUGAAGAGUUCUGAAGCAGAAGAAGCCUUCAAUGAUUCUCAACUUUCCAGUCCUUUUAAAGCAGCCAAUGCAACUUUCCGGCUCCGUUACCUUUCAGCUGAAACCAAGACUCGGGAACUAAGAGACAUAUCAAGUACAAAAAGCAAGCUAGGAACAAAGGCUCCAGACAUGUCAUUUGUGUUAGAGUCUACCGACAAUGAUGUAUCGCCACUGAACUAUAUAAAGCAGAAGCUUGAGAUGAUAAAAUCAUUGCUGGAGACAUCAGAUGGGAAAAUAUCCCCAGAUUUGAAAUCCAUUUUAGAAGGUGAAAUAAAAGUGCUUUUGGAGAAAGUAAGUAUAAUGGCCAGUUCUUCAUCUUAGACUUGGAAAUGAAAUUAGACAGUAAGCCUUUUGGUUGGUGAUACACAGUUAUUAAAAUCCUAUAUGCAGGUGUAGGUAUAAUAUGUUACUUUUUGUUAGGUUAUCAUGCAUGUAACAAUAUAUCGUUCUUAUUGUUGUGGUGCGUAUGGUUAAUAUAGUGUAGAAGAGGUUAUGUGAUACAGAUGGAGAACAUCAACAUUUAGGAAUCAGUCAGUAGUAUAUAUAUAUAUAUAUAUAUUUUGUAUUGCAAAAGUUGGACAUGCAAAUUUAAGAAUACACACUGUGUCAUUCUUCACAUCCAAUUGUUAAUUUUUCUUUUUUCUA
Jatropha curcas is the source of this 3600-nucleotide messenger RNA. RefSeq names its product PWWP domain-containing protein 6. Lineage: Eukaryota; Viridiplantae; Streptophyta; Magnoliopsida; Malpighiales; Euphorbiaceae. The record is from RefSeq and is a predicted model, not a curated record.